Molecule: messenger RNA, 1052 nt
Organism: Coccinella septempunctata (seven-spotted ladybird)
Lineage: Eukaryota; Metazoa; Arthropoda; Insecta; Coleoptera; Coccinellidae
Exons: 3
Coding region: 162-971 (269 amino acids)
Source: RefSeq, a predicted model, not a curated record
GAAGAAAAAUUGAAUUAAAAAUAGACGGAAAAGACUGGGAGAGGGGAAAACUGAUUUUGUAGCAGGAGGUGUAUGUAGUGUGGAUUGGCUCAGCUUCUUCUCAGUAUUUUCUAGUGCAUAUAGUGCCAAGGUUUGAUUAGGUAUAGAUAAAGAUAAGGAAAAUGUCUAAGAACAGGUAUCUCACCAGACCUCGCACUAAACUUUAUGAUGCAAACUAUAACAUCGGCGAGAGCUACUACAAAUCAGCGUUAGACAGCAUCGACCGAAAAUAUUCCCCAAGGGUGUCAUCCACACCACCCAGGCUCCCAUCAGCUCAUGCAGACUUAUUAGAAAGGCAUGCUAAGGCGUUCGAAGAAGAAGAUUUGACCACGUCACGCAAACGGGCCGAGAAACAUAUCACCGAGUCAAAUGUAUUCGAUACACGUGGGGGACUCUUGGCACAGAAAACACUGGAUGAUGUUCAGAACGACCUAGACGAAGAGACAACUUCAUUGCUGAACCGUAUCAGAGCCAACAGGAAGAAAGUAGCAGCUGUCGAUGACGUCGAAAUGGAUUCAGUUUUCAGCAACUUGCAGUCGCGCAGAAUGAUCAACAGAUCUGAAAAAAUCUUGGACAGUGUUGGAAUAAACGAUAACUCUCGUAGGGCACUAGACGAACAGGUUUCUUUCAAAAGGGAAAUGAAGUUGGCUCAAGAAAGAAACAACAACGACUUGACUAAAUGGAAAUCUUUAGACUUCGAAGCUGAUAAGGAAUCAGCAGCAGCUGUUCGUGCAAGGCAGACCAAAAAUCGCCUUCAUGAUAUCGAGGAUGAAAUGACCGACCUUGCUGAGAGACAAGAAGCAAGGAAACGCAGAGUUGCUAAGUUCAAAGCUAUGGUCGCAGAGAAUUCUGAGGAGAGCGAAUCGGUUGGAAAGGCUAUGCAUUCCCUUUCCCUCAGCAGCCGUAAAGAAGAGAAGACUGUUCAUUUCUAACAUGGUAAUAGAUUGAGCUGCUCAAAACGCUGUGUUUUGAAAAAAUUCCGAAUUUUUGGAGUUAAUAAAAAUUGGAAUCGU